GUGGCUCCACUGUGCAGCCGGACAGAGAGUCACUGUGCCUCGGACAGGAAACCGCUGCAGCUCCCGGGGUGUCUGAAUGCUGGAGGACGCCGCGCAAAGUGACACCAGGAGCAGUUGUUUAGUGAGUGAUCGCCGGAGAGGUGGAGGGGGGUGAACAUGGCUUCUUCUCCGGUCACCCCAGCAUCGCUCGAAGGAGGGACACCGUCACCCACCGGGAAUGAGGAGACCACGACCACCAGACAGUCGGACAGCAACACCAGUUUCCUGCGAGCGGCGAGGGCAGGGAACAUCGACAAGGUUUUGGAAUAUCUGAAAGGGGGCGUGGACAUCAGCACCUGCAAUCAGAAUGGUCUUAAUGCACUGCACCUGGCAGCCAAAGAGGGCCAUGUGGAUCUGGUCCAGGAGCUGUUGGAGAGAGGUGCGUCGGUGGAUUCAGCCACAAAGAAAGGAAACACAGCACUUCACAUAGCCUCUCUGGCCGGUCAGGCUGAAGUAGUGAAGAUCCUGGUGAAAAGAGGAGCUGACAUCAACGCACAGUCUCAGAAUGGCUUCACUCCUCUGUACAUGGCUGCCCAGGAGAAUCACCUGGACGUGGUUCGGUACCUUCUUGAGAACGGAGGCAACCAGAGCACUGCUACAGAGGAUGGCUUCACCCCUCUGGCCAUUGCACUCCAGCAGGGCCACAACCAAGUGGUUUCUAUCUUACUGGAGAAUGAUACGAAAGGCAAGGUACGCCUGCCUGCCUUGCACAUUGCCGCCCGCAAGGACGACACCAAAUCGGCCGCCCUGCUCCUCCAGAACGACCACAACGCUGAUGUCCAGUCGAAGAGUGGAUUCACCCCCCUGCAUAUCGCUGCCCACUAUGGGAACGUCAAUGUGGCCACACUCCUGCUGAACAGAGGGGCGGCAGUUGACUUCACAGCAAGGAAUGGGAUCACUCCCCUCCACGUGGCCUCUAAGCGUGGCAACACUAACAUGGUUCGCCUGUUGCUGGACCGUGGCUCUCAGAUCGACGCUAAAACAAGGGAUGGUCUGACUCCCCUUCACUGUGCGGCUCGGAGUGGACAUGAUACAGCUGUAGAGCUGCUGCUGGAGAGAGGAGCACCUUUGCUGGCCAGGACCAAGAACGGCCUGUCUCCUCUCCACAUGGCCGCACAAGGCGAUCAUAUCGAAUGCGUCAAACAUCUUCUCCAGCACAAGGCUCCUGUUGAUGAUGUCACGUUGGACUACCUGACAGCGUUGCAUGUGGCAGCUCACUGUGGUCACUACAGAGUCACCAAGCUGCUGCUGGACAAAAGGGCCAACCCCAACGCCAGAGCACUGAACGGCUUCACUCCACUGCACAUAGCCUGUAAGAAGAACCGAGUGAAGGUGAUGGAGCUGCUGGUCAAAUACGGAGCCUCUAUCCAGGCUAUCACAGAGUCUGGCCUGACUCCCAUCCACGUAGCAGCCUUCAUGGGUCACCUGAACAUCGUCCUGCUCCUGCUGCAGAACGGAGCUUCGCCCGACGUCAGCAAUAUUCGUGGGGAAACAGCGUUACACAUGGCAGCCAGAGCAGGGCAGGUGGAGGUGGUCAGAUGUCUGCUGAGGAACGGAGCAAUAGUGGAUGCACGGGCACGGGAGGACCAGACUCCUCUUCACAUCGCAUCCCGCCUGGGGAAAACGGAGAUUGUGCAGCUGCUUCUGCAGCACAUGGCUCAUCCUGAUGCCGCCACAACCAACGGCUACACCCCCCUCCACAUCUCGGCCAGGGAGGGGCAGGUGGAGACCGCCUCAGUCCUGCUGGAGGCCGGAGCUUCACACUCACUGGCCACCAAGAAAGGUUUCACUCCCCUGCAUGUGGCCUCCAAGUACGGAAGCCUGGACGUGGCCAAACUCCUGCUGCAGCGUCGCGCUCCUCCUGAUUCUGCUGGAAAGAACGGCCUCACCCCGCUGCAUGUCGCGGCACAUUACGAUAACCAGAAGGUGGCGCUCCUGCUUUUGGACAAAGGAGCGUCGCCUCUUACCAUGGCCAAGAAUGGCUACACUCCUCUGCACAUUGCGGCGAAGAAGAACCAAAUGGAGAUCGCCACAGUGUUGCUGCAGUAUGGAGCAGAGACCAACAUCUUGACCAAGCAGGGUGUCACUCCGCUCCAUCUGGCCUCCCAGGAGGGUCACGCAGACAUGGCUGCCCUGCUAAUAAGCAAAGGAGCCCAGGUCAACGUUCCCACCAAGAGCGGCCUGACUGCUCUCCAUCUGGCAGCUCAGGAGGACAAAGUGGCUGUCGCAGAGAUCCUAGCCAGGAAUGGUGCCAACCUCGACCAGCAGACCAAAUUGGGCUACACCCCGCUAAUUGUAGCAUGUCACUAUGGCAAUGCCAAGAUGGUCAAUUUCCUGCUUCAGAAUGAAGCCAGUGUCAACGCCAAGACCAAGAACGGAUACACUCCUCUUCACCAGGCAGCCCAGCAAGGAAACACACACAUCAUUAAUGUACUGCUGCAAUACGGUGCCAAACCCAACGCUAUCACUGUGAAUGGUAACACUGCACUGGGUAUUGCUCGGAGGCUGGGCUACAUCUCUGUGGUGGACACACUGAGGGUCGUCACUGAGGAGAUCAUCACCACCACCACGACGGUGACAGAGAAACACAAACUGAAUGUGCCGGAGACUAUGACUGAAGUACUCGAUGUCUCCGACGAAGAGGGCGACGACACGAUGACAGGCGAUGGAGGAGAGUAUUUGAGGGCCGAGGACCUCAGGGAGCUGGGCGAUGACUCCCUGCCAGGACAGUAUCUGGAUGGAAUGAACUACCUCCGCUUCAGCCUGGAGGGGGGACGCACCGACAGUUCAGACAGGUCCUUUACACCCACCCACCACAGCUACUACUCUCCUAAACAUGAGGGCAUGAUGGAUGAGAUGCUCACCAGUCACCAGGUUUCGUCGCUUGCCAGGGAGAAUGAGAGGGAUUCCUACCGGCUGAGUUGGGGCACAGAAAACCUGGACAAUGUGGCUUUAUCCUCCAGCCCCAUCCACUCUGGCCAUUCCUCUCCGUGCCCUGAUCAUGGAGACCACAGCAGCUUCCUGGUCAGCUUCAUGGUGGAUGCCAGGGGCGGAGCCAUGCGCGGUUGCCGGCACAACGGCCUCCGCAUCAUCAUCCCACCGAGGAAGUGCAGCGCGCCAACACGGGUGACUUGCCGGCUGGUGAAGAGGCAUCGUUUGGCCACCAUGCCCCCGAUGGUGGAGGGCGAGGGCCUGGCCAGCAGGCUCAUCGAAGUGGGGCCCUCUGGAGCUCAGUUCCUCGGUCCUGUGAUCGUGGAGAUCCCCCACUUUGCCGCCCUCCGGGGGAAGGAGAGGGAGCUGGUGAUCCUGAGGAGUGAGACAGGAGAGAGCUGGAAGGAGCAUCACUGUGAACACACCCAGGAGGAACUCAACCAGAUCCUCAACGGCAUGGACGAGGAACUGGACACGCCCGAGGAGCUGGACAGGAAACGCAUUUGCCGUAUCAUCACCAGAGACUUCCCACAAUACUUUGCGGUGGUGUCUCGCAUCAAGCAAGACAGUAAUCUGAUUGGUCCUGAAGGAGGCAUCCUGAGCAGCACAGUUGUGCCACAAGUACAGGCAGUUUUUCCUGAGGGGGCCCUCACCAAGAGGAUCAGGGUCGGACUGCAGGCCCAGCCAGUGAAUGUAGAUGUUGUGAGGAAGAUCCUGGGGAACAAAGCCACCUUCAGCCCCAUCGUCACCCUGGAGCCCCGUAGGAGAAAGUUCCAUAAACCCAUCACCAUGACCAUUCCUGUCCCCAAGAGCAACUCCGAUCCAGUCCUCAAUGGUUUUGGAGGGGACACACCCACCUUACGACUGCUCUGUAGUAUCACUGGUGGAACAACGCCAGCCCAGUGGGAGGAUAUAACAGGAACUACUCCAUUAACAUUUAUCAAUGACUGCGUCUCCUUUACUACCAACGUGUCUGCCAGGUUCUGGCUCAUAGACUGUCGGCAAGUCCAGGAGUCAGUCAACUUCUCCACUCAGGUGUACCGAGAGAUCAUCUGUGUCCCGUACAUGGCCAAGUUCGUAAUCUUUGCCAAGACCCAUGACCCAAUCGAGGCCCGUCUGCGCUGCUUCUGCAUGACUGACGACAAGAUCGAUAAAACACUGGAACAGCAGGAGAACUUCACUGAGGUGGCCCGCAGCCGAGACGUAGAGGUCCUGGAAGGCAAACCUAUCUAUGCAGACUGCUUUGGCAACCUUGUUCCCCUCACCAAAAGUGGCCAACAUCAUCUCUUCAGCUUCUUUGCCUUUAAGGAGAACAGACUAGCACUCUUUAUCAAAAUCCGAGACAACACUCAGGAGCCGUGUGGCCGCCUGUCGUUUAUGAAAGAACCCAGGAACUACAGGUCACUUACCCAAAAUGCCAUAUGCAAUCUCAACAUCACCCUCCCAUCAUACUGCAAGACCAGCAGAACACUCGAGAAAUUAGAUCCACAGGAUGAAGCAGAAAGAAAAGAGCAACGGUUGGCCAUUAUAGCCGACCACCUGGGCUUCAGCUGGACGGAGUUAGCACGAGAACUGGACUUCAGUGAGGAGAGAAUCAACCUGAUAAGGAUUGAAAACCCCAACUCACUGCAAGAUCAAAGUCAUGCCCUUUUGAACCUUUGGGCAGAGAAGGAGGGAAAGCAGGCCACAGAAGCAACACUUAUCAAAAGGCUCACAAAGAUCAACCGAAUGGACAUUGUUCACCUCAUUGAAACCAAGAUAAUUAAAUCCACUCAAGAUGAGACGUCAUCGCAUACCUAUGCAGAAAUUGAGCGGACCAUAACGUUGGACCACAGUGAAGGUUUUUCUGCUCUUCAUGAGGACAUUGACAGCCCCAGACCAGGCAGGCGUACAGAAGCUGCACGCAGGAGUCCAGGCUCAGGACAAGAGGUACCCAUGGUGUCAGCAGAGGACCUGUCCUCCAGUUUGUCAUCACUUCACGAGACGACAGGACGAUCAGAGACAGACUCCACAGCAACAGGCCUUCUCAGAAAUGCCCAGAAAGAGAAACUACAAAAGGAGAUGGAAACAACAUACUCAUCACAAAGAAUAUAUGAAGAAGUGACAGAUUCGGUACACGCAGGCAGUUUUAAACAAGCGGAUAACCUACCAGACAUCCCACCACAGACCGUCACGGAGGAGAAAUACACAGAUGAGCACGGCAACAUGGUAGUUAAGAAAAUCACACGGAAGGUGAUUCGUAAAUAUGUAUCUGCGGACGGUAUGGAGACACAGGAAGUGACCAUUGAGGGCUCUCACCAGGAGACGGUGCAGAUAGAGGAGGGGGAUUCUGUCUCCAGAGUGGUGAAGAGAACUGUGCUUCACAGUGAGGGAGAUCAGAAAGAGUUGACCUUCUCGGAGCCUCUGGCUCUUGGCGCUGCCACGGCAUCGGAGUUUGAGGUGGAGCCAGUACAGGGUCGAAAAGUCAGCAAGGUUGUCAAGAAGACAGUAGUGAGAGGAGAGAGGAUGGAGAAGCAGACAGGAGACGCCUCAUUGGCUGCAGAUCUCCCUUCAGCCAGAGAGGACUUUGAGAAGGCAUUGAGUUAUGCUGGAGGCUUUGGGAAAGUGCUCCUGCCUCACGUAGUAGAGAAAGAGAUUGUACAGGACGACGGUUCUGUGGUUAAAAGAAGCCAGAUGCGUAAGUCGCGGACCCAGAAGAGGACUGUGGUGAGGGAUGCCCAGGGGAAGCACGUGCACCUGGAGCGUCUGGACGACACCCCAGACGCCCUGCAGCCCGACGCACUGCAGCAGCACCUGCACCAACUGCUCCAACGCUACUGUAAGGACGACCAGGAGGAGGAGGAGGAGGAGGAAGGAGAUGAGGAAGAAGAAGAAGAGGAGGAGGAGGAGGAUAAUGAUGAGAAUUUUGACUGAGCAGCUGCUUCCACUGACCCCCUCCGUACAUCUCCCACUCGAAGCCUUUGGUGACGUACUCUUCCUCAGAUCACAAUCUUUCCCCCUUUCUCGCUGUCCUCGCUGAUCACCGGACCGUUUCUUUUCUUCUUUGGUUUGUCGGAUAACGGAACAGUAUUUUUGUGCUUUAACACUUUUCCUUUGCUCUGAUUGUGACCAAAGAUAGCACCCUUCAUUGUUUCUGAUGAUUUUUGUCGGUGUUACCCUUUUUUUUUUUGUUUUUUUUUUUGUUUGGUACCCUUCGGCUGCUGCGGUGCGAUUAAGGUACGACGCACCAAAGGCGGAUCAGAGUCAAAGGGGGCAUCUCGGACGUUUCGCCUCACGCACGGGCCUCUUCUUGAAGAACUCUUGUAAACAUGUGUACAUAGAGGAGAUGGGGAGAUGAGGAAAAAAAUCAUGCUUGGACUUGUGGGGGGGGGGGAAACAGAAAAAAAUUCAAAGCAUUUAAUACAUUAGCCCACCUAAACCUGCUGUACAUGCACCGAUUCAGCUGGAGAAUGGUCACCGUACAGAUGAGAUUAAUGUUACACAGAGAGUAAAGUGUGGGGGGGGGGGAGUGAAUGUGUGUAUCAUCAUGAACUCUUUACACAGCCAAACAUCAAGCUGCUGAUCUGUUUACAAAGGCUGUGCGAUCACACCUUUCGUCUUCCCACGAUGCAUCCGCCCUUCUUUUGUUUAUCUCCGUAAGCGCGUUCACCUUUUAUCUGUCGCAGAGCCGCCACCUCUGCUUGUGUAUAUAUACAGUGUGUCUAUUGAGAAAGAAACUAGUGAUGAGGAAUGUCUCGAUGCAGAUCGCGCACUUAGCCCCGCCGUCCCGACGUCUGCGUCUCACCCUCCGGCGCUGCUUGUCCUCACCUCAGACUGCAGCGUAUGACUUCCCUCCAUAAAUCCUGAUAAAGGACAAGUCUGGCUGUGUUGUUGUGAGCGUCACCAAGUCUUGUGAAAAUACCCAAACUGUUGCUCCUCUGUUCAGGCUAGCAAAUGUGGAUCAUUCCGCACCUUGAUAUAGUCUCCAGUAGAGGCACUAUUUCCUCCAAUUUAUAAGGUUGUAUUAUCAAUAAGGUCAAGCAGGCCCAAGGUACGCAAAAGCACAAUGUUCAUUAUGCAAUAAUUGGAUUUUUGUUAAACAGUUUCUUGCAAUUUUUCACCACUAAAGCAUCAGAAUAACUGGUUAUGAUUAAAUGUUACCAUCGUAAUCUAACUUUGGGCAAAAAUCAGUAUUUAAGGGGACUUAAAAGAAAAAAAACGUACAGAUGUUGGGUUGUCCAUUAAAUUCAAGAGUGAGUAUUUUAGAAAAACAACUGCAAAACAAAGAAGCAAGCUGACAAUAAAAACUAAAUGCAGUGAAGCCACCUACAAUCGGAGCUCAACAGUAUCUGUAGAAUUUGCUGAGAUGUCUGUUUUUGAGCACCUUGACGGCCAACCAUUGAGUUGGGACGAGUAUUUUGUCCAUUUGGGUGUUCUCGUGAGAAGUGUUGACGCUCAGAAAAACAUACACCAGACUUGUCUUUUUCCUGACUCCAUGCUUACUGUUGUGGUGCUUUGCUUUUACCGCUUGUCGUUCAUUUGACCUUUUCUCGUCAUCGCUGUUAUCAAAAGAAAAAGUCUACUGUAAAUCCAAGCAGACGCCAACUUCUACUGACUUCGGUUAUCACAUCUGUGUCUCCUUAUUUAUUUAUUGCUGUCUGUUUGUGAUCCCUGUACUCUCCGGCAGGUGAAGCUGAGAGCGGUGAGUGUGUGUGUGAGUGUGUGUUUGAAUGUGUUCUAAAGGUAAAUACAAAUGAAGUGAUUUUUUUUUUUUUUUUUGGCCAUCGUAGACAAACAGUUUUGUUGACAUGAAAGCUGGCUGAAAUGUGUGUUUGGUGUUCAUUUGUGGACUUUUAUCUGUGUAACAAUACGAUCCUCACGUUGCCAUUUACUUUGAGUGUGAUCCAAUGGAAGAAUAAAAGAAAUGUGAAAAAGAAGAGCA
This is a messenger RNA of Stegastes partitus (bicolor damselfish), 7891 nucleotides long. Its product is annotated as ankyrin-2-like. Gene Ontology annotation, biological process: signal transduction. Lineage: Eukaryota; Metazoa; Chordata; Actinopteri; Pomacentridae. Gene Ontology annotation, molecular function: protein binding. Bases 157 to 5883 code for a protein of 1908 amino acids. The record is from RefSeq and is a predicted model, not a curated record. The transcript is spliced from 45 exons.